AUGGACACAGUGGAUGGGUAUCAUAAUGGAGAUUUUGAGUCUCAGCACCCGAACAGUGUGGAUCAUGAGCCGCCGGCCUGUCGAUAUUCACAGGUACCGUAUCCAGAAUCAUACAGUAACGCAGAGCUCACCUGUCAGGAGAAAGACUUUGCACCCUACGAGCUGCCAUCGUGUCAGCAUGCGAACUCCCCAAAGUAUCAAAGGAUGGAAGACCACCUGGCUGAUGGGUACCAUUUGAGGAGAGACGAGACUGCGCCUCACAUGGCCUUUGCGUGGAUGAGAGCCUCAAGAUCUCAAACCUGCCAGACACCAGGUGGUUUUCUCUGUGAUGACCUGGAUGAGCAGAAGCGGAGCCGCACAGCAUACAGCAGGUCACAGCUGCUGGAGUUGGAGAAAGAGUUUCUCUUCAACAGAUACAUCUCUAGGCCACGGAGGUAUGAACUGGCCACUAGCCUUAACCUCACUGAGCGCCACAUUAAAAUCUGGUUUCAAAACAGGCGUAUGAAGUGGAAAAAGGAGGAGGCGAAAAAACACAGAGGCUCCCAUUGCCAAGAGCUCCAGGUAGAAGGGGUCAACACAUAA
Molecule: messenger RNA, 582 nt
Organism: Trichomycterus rosablanca
Lineage: Eukaryota; Metazoa; Chordata; Actinopteri; Siluriformes; Trichomycteridae
Product: pancreas/duodenum homeobox protein 1-like
Exons: 2
Coding region: 1-582 (193 amino acids)
Biological process (GO): regulation of transcription by RNA polymerase II
Cellular component (GO): nucleus
Molecular function (GO): RNA polymerase II cis-regulatory region sequence-specific DNA binding; DNA-binding transcription factor activity, RNA polymerase II-specific
Source: RefSeq, a predicted model, not a curated record